CACACCAGGCUCCACAAAACCUUCUCCUUCCUUUCUCUUUAUCUCUCUAACACCAAAACAACAACCAAAAACAGCCCUUUUCUCUCACUAGAAUAAAAUUGUGUAACUUGCAUUUUAUUUGGUAAUUUGAAUUUACAUUAGCUGAUAAAAGAAAUUAUUAAAUACCAAAUUGAUUGAAAAGAAUAAGAAAAGGAAAAAGGGGGCAUAUUUGUAGAGGAGGAUAAGCUAUGCCCUCAAUUUUUAUUUAACUGUUAUUGUCCCUCCUCUCUCAGAUCUUAAUUUUUUGUUUUUUCUUUUGAUGAGAUUUGGCAUCUGGGUUUUCUCUAAUUGGUUUGGUUCAUUGCAAGUUGGUUGCCUUGUUGAUUGAUUGAUCGUUGAAGGAUCUAUUAGCUUUUGUUUUUCAUCAAACAAAACACACAAAGUUAUUGUUUCUUAUAUAAUUUGGUCAAAUAAGUGUCAUUGAAUAAUACAUCUACCAGAGUUGGAAGUGUGCUUUGAUUCUUAGAGCACAAGAUAUUGAAGGAACAAAAAAUGCAAUCUGAUAAUGGUAAAUUAUUUAUCGGUGGAAUUUCAUGGGACACCAAUGAAGAGCGACUCAAGGAGUAUUUUGGGUCAUUUGGGGAGGUGGUGGAGGCUGUAAUAAUGAAGGAUCGAACCACAGGGCGAGCCCGCGGUUUUGGUUUUGUUGUUUUUGCUGAUGCAGCUGUUGCAGAGAGAGUCAUUAUGGAAAAACACAAUAUUGAUGGCAGGAUGGUUGAGGCAAAAAAGGCUGUUCCCAGGGAUGACCAGAAUAUUCUGAAUAGAAGCACUGGUAGUAGCAUUCAUGGUUCUCCUGGCCCAGGCCGCACAAGGAAGAUUUUUGUUGGAGGUUUAGCAUCCACAGUUACCGAGACUGAUUUUAGGAAGUAUUUUGAGCAGUAUGGAACAAUUACAGAUGUGGUCGUGAUGUAUGAUCACAACACCCAGAGGCCAAGGGGGUUUGGGUUCAUUACAUAUGAUUCAGAAGAGGCAGUGGACAAAGUUUUGAUGAAGACUUUUCAUGAAUUGAAUGGAAAAAUGGUUGAAGUUAAGCGUGCAGUUCCCAAAGAGUUAUCUCCUGGUCCCAGUCGCAGCCCACUUGGUGGAUAUAACUAUGGUUUAAGUAGAGUUAAUAGUUUCCUUAAUGGCUACACUCAGGGGUAUACUCCAAGUGCAGUUGGAGGGUAUGGACUUAGGAUGGAUGGUAGGUUCAGUCCAGUUGCUGGAGGCCGAAGUGGGUUUCCUCCAUUUGGUUCUGGUUAUGGAAUGGGUAUGAAUUUUGAGCCAGCUUUCAGCCCUAGUUAUGGAGGGAAUGCUAAUUUUAGUAGCAAUCUCAGUUAUGGACGGGGAAUGAGCCCUUACUAUAUUGGUAAUACAAAUAGAUUUGCUAAUCCUACAGGAUAUGAUGGAGGUAAUGGAGGAAAUAGUUCUUUUUUCAGUUCAGUAACUAGGAACUUGUGGGGAAAUGGGGGCCUUAAUUAUAAUAGUAGCUCUGCAAGCUCCAAUACAUACAUGGGUUCUGGAAGUGGAAGCAUAGGCGGGAAUAACUUUGGCAACAGUGCGGUUAAUUGGGGUUCUUCGACACUUGCAGCACAUGGAGGAGGAAGUAAUGCUUCCAACAACAACCUGAAUUUUGGGUAUGGAGGUGGUGAAAACAGUUUUAGUCUGGGCACAGGGGGAUAUGGAAGAAACAGUGUCAACAAUUUGGCCACAACUUCAUCAUAUGCUGCAUCAAAUGGUAGUUUUGAUGGAACCUUUGGCGACCUUUAUGGUGGAGGUUCUGAUUAUGGGGAUCCCACCUGGCGAUCGUCGAACUCUGAGCGAGAUGGAUCUGGCUCCUUUGGUUACGGCCUUGGCAAUGCCACUUCCGACGCUUCAGUAAAAAAUUCUCCUGGUUAUGUUGGUUAUAGUGUUAAUAAGAGACAGACAAAUAGAGGAAUUGCUGCUUAGGAGAAUCAUUUUGGUUAUGAAGAUAUUGUAGGCGAAGAUAAUCUGGUGAAGCAGGUGAACUGUGAAUUUCGCACAUCUCCACAAUAUAUAUCAGAUAAAGAAAAUUGGUUAUCUAGAGCUAACUGGAGUGCCUGUUUUGAACAAUUAAAUUUAGGGAUAGAAGUUAUAAGGGAUUUCAUGUUAAGGUUUUGAUUUUCAAUUUUACCAUUUUAGGGUUUUUGGUUUUUUGAGUGAGAUGUAAAAUCAGCUUGCGGCAUAUAGUCAGAAAUGUAUCAUGCAUCUCUGGUGAGGCGGCGAUACAAAAAGUUGUAGACCAUUUUUUUUUCUUCCCUCUAGGUUUCAUGUCCUAUAAUAUCUGGCCAAGUUGUGGAUUCUUGCCAGGUAUGCUUUGUUUUUCUCCUUCACCCCCAUCAUUUGGGUAUGUUUUCAGCAGUUUGUAUCCGAGGUUCUUGUUGAUUUUACUAGUGUGAAAACAAUUUAAGGGAUACCCAUCUAGGGUCUCUCCAUGAAUAAGUUACCACAUACUUUGAUUCUUUAUUA
Molecule: messenger RNA, 2508 nt
Organism: Ricinus communis (castor bean)
Lineage: Eukaryota; Viridiplantae; Streptophyta; Magnoliopsida; Malpighiales; Euphorbiaceae
Product: heterogeneous nuclear ribonucleoprotein 1
Exons: 6
Coding region: 532-1968 (478 amino acids)
Molecular function (GO): RNA binding
Source: RefSeq, a predicted model, not a curated record